GUAGGCCGCGCCAAACUAUUGGCUAGUCUUCGGCUACGUUAUCCAUCUCCGCCCAGCCGCGUCCGCCCUCGGAACCCCGGGGGCGCGGCCUCCGCGAGUGGCUCAGCCCCGCCCGCCCGGAAAGCAGGGUGAGGAGGGGCGUGCCGACCAGCCUAGCUCCCCAACGGGGUCCUCACCUGGUAUAAGGGAAUCGCAGAGAGCAAUGUUGACGACUUUGGAGGGAGGACAGUGGCUGAGUUGAAGGAGACAGUUCUGACGUCCCCGCCACCCUCCACCCUAGAGACGUGGCCCCGCCCCCGGGCUAGUCGGAAUCCUUUAAAAGGUCUAGGGUGUAAGGAAAGGGAGGGUCGGUCGAGCGUCUCCUGGCGACGGACCGGUGGCUCCACCCAGCCAAUCCGCGCCCCGCGGCGGGCAGGGCUCCAGCCAAUCGCGACUCGCGGUUCGGCUCCUGGGCGGAGCUGGGUGGGCCGGAGGCCAAACCGAGAGGCCCUGGGGAGGUGAGCGAGGCUCGUACCCAGCACUGUUGGGUCGUAGAGCUGCGGACGUCCCACGACUUGGUCAUUGCGAAUCUGGCAGCUGAGAUGGGGAAACUGAGACCCCGAGAGGUACUGUCACAUAACUUAACAAAGAUCAAACAGCUGAGCAGUGUCAAAGGCAGAAUUCAAACCCAGGUUUGCCUGCCUCCAAUCCAGGUCUCCGUACCCCACAGCUGUCAUACGUGACACUUGUGAAGAAAUGAGUGUUGUAGAAAGAACAGCUUUAAGACUCAGGGACUUGAAUCGGGAUCCUCAUCUUGCAGCUGAGGUAACUGAGUCUCAAGGAGGCAAAUUUCACUAUUCAAGGCCACACAGGCAAGGCAUCAUGGUGGGAGGCUUGAAGAGGAAACACUCCGAUUUGGAGGAGGAAGAGGAGGAUGAGAAGUGGGACUGGGGCCCAGCAAGCCUGCGGAGCCACCAGCAAGCGCUGCUUCGAAUCUCCUUAGACAAAGUCCAGCGAAGUCUGGGCCCCCGCGCACCCAGCCUGCGCAGGCACGUCCUUAUCCACAAUACCCUCCAGCAGCUCCAGGCCGCCCUUUGCCUCGCUCCAGCGCCCGCGCUGCCCCCUGAGCCCCUCUUCCUGGGCGAGGAGGACUUCUCCCUGUCGGCCACCAUCGGCUCUAUUCUCAGGGAACUGGAGACCUCCAUGGACGAGUCAGAGUCCCCUCAGAAUCCAGUGGCUCCCCCGGGCCCCCAGAACCAAGUGCUGCCCCAGCCUGAUCCAGUCUUCUUGGAAGCCCUGAGCUCCCGGUACCUGGGAGACUCCGGUCUGGAUGACUUCUUUCUGGACAUUGACACGUCUGCGGUGGAGAAGGAACCUGCGCUGGCCCCGGCGGAGCCUCCUCACAACCUCUUCUGUGCCCCAGGGUCCUGGGAGUGGAAUGAACUUGAUCACAUUAUGGAAAUCAUUCUGGGGUCCUAACACUUUGGGGGCGGGGGGCUCUUCAUCUCAUCCUCAGUGGGCUGGAUCCCUGGAUACAGCUCCGUGUGUGUGUGUGUGUGUGUGUGUGUGUGUGUGUGUGUGUGUUUUGGCAGGGGCUCUAAGCAGUGCCCGUGGCCUCCUUUUCUCCCAGUUCAGGGUUCCACAAACCAUCUUGCGUGUGUGUGUGUGUGUG
Molecule: messenger RNA, 1651 nt
Organism: Hyaena hyaena (striped hyena)
Lineage: Eukaryota; Metazoa; Chordata; Mammalia; Carnivora; Hyaenidae
Gene: SERTAD3
Product: SERTA domain containing 3
Exons: 3
Coding region: 736-1458 (240 amino acids)
Biological process (GO): positive regulation of DNA-templated transcription
Cellular component (GO): nucleus
Source: RefSeq, a predicted model, not a curated record